Messenger RNA from Pteropus alecto (black flying fox), 936 nucleotides. RefSeq names its product olfactory receptor 9Q1. Gene Ontology annotation, biological process: sensory perception of smell; G protein-coupled receptor signaling pathway. NCBI's taxonomy places the organism in Eukaryota, Metazoa, Chordata, Mammalia, Chiroptera, Pteropodidae. Gene Ontology annotation, cellular component: membrane. The coding region runs from base 1 to 936 and encodes 311 amino acids. The record is from RefSeq and is a predicted model, not a curated record. The transcript has a single exon. Gene Ontology annotation, molecular function: olfactory receptor activity; G protein-coupled receptor activity; odorant binding.
AUGGCAGAGAAGAACCUCACCUUAGUGACUGAAUUCCUCCUCAUAGCAUUCACUGACCACCCUGAAUGGGCACUGCCUCUCUUCUUCCUGUUUCUGUUUAUCUAUCUCAUCACCUUGUUGGGGAACCUGGGCAUGGUUAUUCUAAUCCGUGUGGAUCGCCGGCUCCACACCCCGAUGUACUUCCUAUUGAGUCACCUCUCUUUCAUGGACAUCUGCUACUCAUCUGUCACUGUGCCUCAGAUGAUGGCCGUGUUGUUGGAGCUAGGGGCAGCUUUAUCUUACACUCGCUGUGCAGCUCAGUUCUUCCUCUUCACCUUCUUUGGUGCCAUUGACUGUUACCUCCUGGCCCUCAUGGCCUAUGACCGCUAUGCGGCCGUGUGCCACCCCCUGCUUUAUGUCACCAUCAUGACACAGAAGGCCCGUUUGGGUUUUGUGGCCGGAGCUUACGUUGCUGGUCUGUUCAGUGCGUUGGUGAGGACAGUCUCAGCUUUCACUCUCUCUUUCUGUGGAAACAAUGAGAUUGACUUUAUUUUCUGUGACCUCCCUCCUCUUUUAAAGCUUACCUGUGGGGACAGCUACACCCAAGAAGUGGUCAUUAUUGUGUUUGCCAUUUUUGUCCUCCCUGCCUGCAUGGUGGUGAUCUUAGUGUCCUACCUGUUUAUUAUCGUGGCCAUUCUGAAGAUUCCCUCGGCUGGAGGUCGGGCCAAGACCUUCUCCACCUGUGCCUCCCACCUCACCGCUGUGUCGCUCUUCUUUGGCACCCUCAUCUUCAUGUACCUGCGAGAUAACUCAGGCCAGUCCUCAGAGAAAGACCGAGUGGUGUCUGUGUUCUACACAGCAGUCAUCCCCAUGCUGAACCCCCUCAUUUACAGCCUGAGGAACAAGGAAGUGAAGGAGGCCCUGAAGAAAGUUCUCAACAGAGCCAAGUUAUACUAA